Molecule: messenger RNA, 273 nt
Organism: Loa loa (African eye worm)
Lineage: Eukaryota; Metazoa; Nematoda; Chromadorea; Rhabditida; Onchocercidae
Exons: 3
Coding region: 1-273 (90 amino acids)
Biological process (GO): protein processing
Cellular component (GO): plasma membrane
Molecular function (GO): metalloendopeptidase activity
Source: RefSeq, a predicted model, not a curated record
AUGCAAGUGCCAAAAAUGCGUUGGCAUAGUUGUGUGACACGUAUCAAUAACUUGAUGCCAAUGGCUGUAUCAAGUAUUUAUAUUAGGAAGCACUUUGAUAAUGAAGCUAAAAAACAGGUGGAAGAAAUGAUUGAUUUAAUAAUGGCGGCAUUUGUGGAUAUGUUACAAACUGAAGAUUGGCUAACUGAGCAUGCAAAAGGAUUUGCUAAAGAAAAAGUUGAUGCAAUGAAUAAAAAAUUGGUUAUCCAAAUUAUUUGGAUGAUUCAAAAUUAG